AUGUGUGCCAGUUUGGACGAAGUUAUCGACCGGGCCCAGGACACGAUUUUAACAUCGGUUAGCAACCAGGUUUUAUUCGAGAUCAACCGCAAAGAUAUCAACGCGAAGCCGAACUAUCCGUUUCCAGGACGUAUAGAAGAGGACACGAAGAAGCGGUAUAAGCAGGCAUGGCAGCGCAUAAUCGGGUACAUUUUCCGCAUAUACACUAAGUGGUUGCAAGAGAAGGAGAGAGAGAGGAGCGAGGUAGCCAGUAGUACGGUCGAAGAGGAUAUUGGAUACGACGAAGAUGAGGAGGAAGAAUAA
Messenger RNA from Aplosporella prunicola CBS 121167, 303 nucleotides. RefSeq lists its product as uncharacterized. The transcript is spliced from 2 exons. Lineage: Eukaryota; Fungi; Ascomycota; Dothideomycetes; Botryosphaeriales; Aplosporellaceae. The record is from RefSeq and is a predicted model, not a curated record. Bases 1 to 303 code for a protein of 100 amino acids.